Cladophialophora bantiana CBS 173.52 is the source of this 927-nucleotide messenger RNA. RefSeq lists its product as uncharacterized. The record is from RefSeq and is a predicted model, not a curated record. The transcript is spliced from 3 exons. Bases 1 to 927 code for a protein of 308 amino acids. Lineage: Eukaryota; Fungi; Ascomycota; Eurotiomycetes; Chaetothyriales; Herpotrichiellaceae.
AUGCAGGAAGUCCUGGCAGACGACCCCAACAACCUGACUGUCUUGCUGAAGGUGCUCUUUGCCGAAGAAAUAUACUACAUCUGGAUGCAUUUCUGGAUCAAAAUCUGCUUCCUGCUCUUUUACCUCCGUCUAGCCAGCGCGAGAACGUUCCGGAUGCUGGUCUACUGCACGAUUGGACUGACCGCUGCAAUCACCGUCACCAUUUGGCUGAUAUAUUGCCUUCAAUGCAAGCCUCUACAAGCCUUUUGGUAUCCAACUCUAUAUCCCACGGCAAAAUGUCUUCCGUCAAAAGUGACAUACUUUGUGCCAGGAAGCUUAGAGCUCUUCCUCGAUUGCAUCAUCCUAUUCCUUCCAGUCACCGUGUUUUGGGGCCUCCAGAUGACCUGGCGCCGACGACUUGCCGUGUACUCAGUCAUCACGAUGGGAGGAAUUGUUGUUGUCGUGUCCGGCCUGCGACUGAUCGUGGUCAAUCAAUUUGCUACCAACCCUGAUUUCACCUACAUUCUCGGACGGAUGAUCCUCAUCUCAGCAGUCGAAAUCCAAGUUGGCAUAUUCGCCGCAAAUAUGCCGGGCAUCAAAGCAUUUUACACAAUUUGGAGGAAAGGCGAACUAUCUUCUAAUGGAACAAAGAAAUCCCAAGGUAGUGCAGGCGUUGUCAGCAGCGGCCAGGCACAUCAGCUCGCGACGCUCUGGAACAAGCGUAGUGACAAGAACAAGACGGUCGAGGAUGACAAGACCACUGAUGGUGAUGGCGACGGCUCUGAGCGCCGCCUUACUCGGGCAAGGUCGUCCGAAGAGUUGUCUACUGCGGGUGGAAAGGGUACGAUCACCGUCGCCACAGAAUACAGCGUGGCAGAAGAUGAAGAGUAUAGACGUCCACGGCGACACUCGCACUAUCACAACACAGUCCCGGGCAAUUUGAAAUGA